Messenger RNA from Rosa chinensis, 3140 nucleotides. RefSeq names its product cysteine-rich receptor-like protein kinase 7. Bases 102 to 2432 code for a protein of 776 amino acids. NCBI's taxonomy places the organism in Eukaryota, Viridiplantae, Streptophyta, Magnoliopsida, Rosales, Rosaceae. The record is from RefSeq and is a predicted model, not a curated record. The transcript has 8 exons. Gene Ontology annotation, biological process: carbohydrate metabolic process; protein phosphorylation. Gene Ontology annotation, molecular function: chitin binding; protein kinase activity; ATP binding.
GUGUUUGUGACAAAGAAGAGUAUCAUUUUCCUAUGAAAUUUGUACGCCAGAUUUGUGAUUGAAGGUUCUCCUUCUUAUGUUUCUGAAAACACUAUUGACAUAUGUUGUUGAAAAUGCAAUACCAUUUAUCAAUAGCUACCAAAUUUCUCCUCCUCUUUCUCUUUUCUACGAACUUGAAUUGUUCAAACACUCAGUCAUGGAUCGAAGCCGGUUACCAUUACACAGGUAUUGAAUUCCCUGUCUCUGACAUAGAUUCCACAUUGUUCACUCACCUUAUAUGUGGUUUUGCCCAUAUAAACUCUUCCACUUACCAGCUCUCAUUCAACUCCUCCACCCAACAAGAAUUCUCCACUUUCACAAAUGUUGUCAAGCGCAAAAACCCAGAAGUCACAGCCUUGCUAUCCAUCUGGGGUGGAGGAGGAGACUAUUCAGUGUUGUUUUCAUUGCUGAACCAGUCUUCUCACCGGAGAUCUUUCAUUGAAUCUUCAAUAACGACAGCUAGACUUUAUGAGUUUGAUGGGCUAGACCUUAAAGGGGCUGUACCAAGAACAAGCAUGCAUACCAGAUCUUUGGGAACAUUUCUAAAUGAGUGGCGUGCUGCGGUGGAUUCUGAAGCAAAAAAGUCAGGAAAGUCAGGUUUGCUCUUGACAAUGGCACUUUAUCAUCAUAUGCAGGUUAUGGACACCAUGACGUAUCCGAUUGACUCAAUUAAGAAGAACUUAAAUUGGGUUCAUCUUGUGGCAUAUGAUUACUAUCUUCCGAAAGAGGAAAAAUUCACACACCCUCAUGCUGCUUUAUAUGACCCAAUAUCAAAUGGGACUAACACGAAUAGCCGUGUUAAGGACUUGAUAAGCAGAGGACUACCGGCUAGCAAGCUGGUUUUAGGCUUGCCUUACCAUGGUUAUGGUUGGACUCUUGUGAAUACCAACGACUAUAAUGUUGGUGCAGCGGCAUCAGGUCCUGCGGUUACCAUAGACGGGUCCAUGGCCUAUAAGUACAUCAAAUGGUUCAUUAAGACAUAUGGAUAUGGUGCAGUUCCUAUGUACAAUGACACUUAUGUGGUGAAUUACUGCACAAUUGGGUCAAGUUGGAUUGAUUUUGAUGAUGUAGAGGCUAUCAGCGCGAAAGUUUCUUAUGCUAAGAAGAUGGGGCUUCUUGGCUACAGUGUGUUUCAAGUUGGCAAUGAUGACAAUUGGGUUCUCUCUAGGGCAGCAGCUCAAAAGGAAGGAGGUCAACAGAACAAGAAACGGUUAGUGGUGAUUGUUCUGGUCACAAUUGCUAUGAUUAUCCUACUGGGAACAAUGAUGUGUUACCUACAGAGGAGAGUACUCAAGUCAAUUGGGAUUAUAGACAACAUAAAAAGAUCAGUUUAUAGGCUAUUAAAUAUAGUUCCAGGUACAGACAGUCUUGACGGCAAUGCUCCUAAUCUACAAGUAUUUAGUUAUGCAACCAUCAAAGCAGCUACAAACAACUUUUCAAGUCAAAAUAAGCUUGGAGAGGGUGGCUUUGGACCUGUAUACAAGGGUACAUUAAGGAAGGGUCAGCAAAUAGCAGUGAAAAGACUUUCGAAAACUUCAAACCAAGGCCUUGAAGAGUUUCAAAAUGAGGUUACACUUACUGCAACACUGCACCAUGUGAAUCUAGUUAGAGUUCUGGGAUAUUGCACCAAGAGGGAAGAAAAGAUGCUGGUAUAUGAGUACAUGCCAAACAAGAGCUUGGAUCACUACCUUUUUGAUCCAAGUAGUAGUAAUCUUUUGGAUUGGAAGCAACGUGUCCACAUCAUUGAAGGGGUAAUUCAAGGGCUUCUAUAUCUCCAAGAAUACUCAAACUCUACAAUAAUUCACCGUGAUCUGAAAGCAAGCAACAUUCUGUUAGAUGAUGAGAUGAAGCCAAAAAUAUCAGAUUUUGGUCUAGCCAGAGCUUUCAGAAAGAAUGAACAUGAGGCAAACACUGGUCGCAUUGUAGGAACAUAUGGCUAUGUUCCCCCUGAAUAUGUAAGAAGAGGCAUUUAUUCCAUGAAAUACGAUGUUUACAGCUUUGGUGUUCUGCUUCUGCAAAUCAUAAGUGGCAAGAGAAGUUCAUGUUUUUAUGGCCUAGAUGGAAAUUUAAACAUUCUAGAACACGCAUAUGAGUUGUGGAGAGAAGGCCAAGGCAUGGAUUUCAUAGAUCCAACCCUAGAUGAUUCGACUUCGUCUUGCAAGCUCUUAAGAUGCAUGGUGGUAGCCUUAUUAUGUGUCCAAGAAAAUCCAGUAGAUAGACCAUCCAUGCUGGAGGUUUGUUCAAUGCUCAAGAGUGAAAUUGCAGCCAUCAUUAGUCCUAAAAAGCCUGCUUUCUCGGUUAAGAAGGACGAAGAUGAGGAUCAUAUAUACAAAUUCAGGGAAGAAAUCAAUUCAGUCAAUGAUGCAACAAUGUCUGAAAUUGUGCCCCGAUGACAAUUCUUUCUGAAACAUAACAUCAAACUAUGAAACCAAAAACAAGUGGUUGUUCAAUGUUAGAUCGCAACAAACGUGACACGCUACCGCAUUGAUAAUAUCCUAAUCUUCAACAGUUCACAACAACGUAUACGGCAGGUUGACAGGUCGGCAGAGGUAAGGAACUUGUCAUACUUGCAGAAGAAAAAUGUUACACAUACUUCAUAUUAAAUUCACACAAAUUGACAGGGAGUCAUAUUAAACAACACUAGGUCCAACUCGUGUUAUGAACAACCAGAUCCAUAUGACCGCCUGUGAGAUAAAUCGAUGAAGUUUGUACUCGAACAGUAUCUUUGGGUACUCUGAAGUAUGACAUAGUCUGAUAGUAUGUUAUUACAUAAAAAAACACCUGUUGAUGUUGUCCAAGGAUUCUUCUAUACUCUAUAGCUUAGUCAACAAUUGAAAAUAGUUUCUUGCUUACGUUUUAAGGUUCAUAAUUUCCAAAUGUGGUCCUUUUUUUCCAGAGAACAUGAUUGAUGGAAUGUGACAACAAGAAAAUAGAUGUGUAUUCAAUAGCCAUUUGUCUUCCACAUGAUGAUCAGUACGUUGGUAUCCUUGUACCACAAAUCAAAGUACCUAUCUUUCCAUGGAGUUUUCUAGUGGCUCAUGCUUUGGUCAAUAUUGAUCAUUCUCGAUUUCUCGUCCCAAUUGUAGACUCUAGUCUAGCAU